ACCACCAUGACACCGACAUUUCUCUUUGGCUUUAUCCUUGUCCAAAUUGACUAGCUUAUACAUGGCUGCAGGAAAACACCAUAACUCGCUAAGCUUGUGCUCAUGCCCGCAAACUUGAUGGUGGAUGAAAUAAGUGGUCUGAACGACAGUUGCACGUUUAUUGGUGAUCCUCCAGAGAUCUUACUCUUGAAUCUUUCUUUGUCCGGAUGCCCAGCCGCUCAUUCUCGCGUGAGAUAGUCGGUCAGCCUCAAAAGUAUAUAAACCCUUUGAUCUCUCUGUUCUCCCCUAGCUGCAUCUCCUUAAGCUUCCAUUCUGUCCUUUUAUUACAACGACAUGGCUGUUACUGACUACCCCACACCGCAAACGUUUCCAAAGUACUGUUUUCCAAUACUCGGUAAUGUUCCUUUCUGUCCACUGAUAGUGAUUCCAACAACGUUCUUUAUCGCACUCGCGCUUCUCCUUGUCUACAAGUUCUUCAGUCCGUCCUCUGUCUCUACUCCGCAUCCGGUCUUGCCGACCAAUACUGUCGACCUCGAGAAGGCUGAGCUGCUCAGGGACAUUGCAGCCUCGGCAUAUACCCCGACUGUCUCUCGCCGUCGUUUCUCGCAACCAUACAGUGACAUGUCACCCGAAGACCGAGAAGAACAUACUCGCGUGAAGUCCCGACUAGUCAAAUUCCGUUUCCCGCCUCCUCAAGGUCCUCCGCCCUCUGGCCCGUUACCUAAUCUCCCGCCAUGCUCGGAAGCCUCUUCUGCUGUGCCUCGCUCCCUGGAUGAGCUCUUGAAUGAACCAGCAAGCCCUGACUCGCCUACUCUUCCUCCUGGUCUCUUUGCCGACGAUGGUUCUGCCUUGAGUUUCCCUGCUCCGGCGUACUUGGAUUAUUCAAUAAGUCACCUGGAUCUGACUAUCCGAAACAAGAGGUCUAUGGACGUUGUUUGAUAUGUACAGUAAGCCUGACGAUGCGUCAUGAGGACUGGAAGUGUACGGUCUUAUCUGGUCUACAUUCUUUUGGACUCUGAGCGGCAUUACUGUAUUCUGGUCUAUUCUAUUGCUUUGAUGUACCAGUCCCUCUCGAUGCAUGAUACUACCUAUUCCCUCU
Messenger RNA from Somion occarium, 1099 nucleotides. The record is from the annotation of a GenBank genome assembly. NCBI's taxonomy places the organism in Eukaryota, Fungi, Basidiomycota, Agaricomycetes, Polyporales, Cerrenaceae.